AGAAACAAAGAAAGCAGAUGGGGAAGGGAGAAACAAAAUGAAAAAAGAAAAGCAAAGAAUAGGAGCAAAUGGGAGUAAAAAAGAUGGUCUCACAUGGGGAACAAAUUAGCUGAACUGUAGUCUCUGUUAUAUAUAUAUAUAUGCUAAUUUGGGGUCCCUUCUAGGCAUGAAGCUUCUUUAUAUUUCUCCUUUUUCUUUUGAAUUUGGUUUUCUGAAAGUCAUAAAAACCCCCCAACAACACCCUGUUUGCACCACUCUCAUUGUUUCUUCUUAACCUCUCAACAAGCUAGAGUCCAAUCAUGGCUAAGAAAAUCAACAUAGAGAGUGAUCCUCAUGGAAACCUCCACACCUCCUCUUCUUCCUCCUCCUCCACCUCAAUAGUAACAACAACAACAUCCCAUGAUUCUGUGAUUGAUAAAAGAACAGAGAGUGAUCAGAAUUCAGAGAAGCUCUCAAGCUCAACAGGGCAAGAGGAUAACAAUGGGAGUAACAAUGAGCCUAACACCAAGAAGAGGCAGAGGAGCAGCAAUGAUCAUGGCGAUGGAGGCAAGCACCCGACUUUUCGAGGAGUACGAAUGCGUUCUUGGGGCAAAUGGGUGUCUGAAAUCCGUGAGCCGAGGAAGAAAUCAAGAAUUUGGUUAGGGACAUAUCCUACAGCUGAAAUGGCUGCCCGAGCGCACGAUGUGGCUGCUCGGGCUAUCAAAGGUGCUUCUGCUUAUCUCAAUUUCCCUGAAUUGGCUCAAACUCUUCCACAGCCGGCCUCUGCUUCUCCCAAGGACAUUCAAGCUGCUGCUGCAAAAGCUGCUUCUGCUUUGGAGGAGAUGAAGAAAUGUGGAGCUGAAGUGGAAGAAGAAGAAGAGCAAGCAACACAACCCAGCAAAGAUGAAGAGACAACUACUACUACUGCUAAUACUAGUACUAGUACUAGUAACAGUACAGCUUGUUCUUCAUCUUCCUCUUCAGUUGAUUAUGAUGACAAAUUGUUUGACCUUCCAGAUCUUUUCAUGGAUGGCACAAAUGGAAGUUAUCAGUUUUGCUUUUCUUCUUCUUCAUCAUCAUCAUGGCAUCUCUGUGCAGCAGAUACUGGAUUCAGACUAGAAGAGCCAUUCUCGUGGGAGUAUUAAAUAGCAAAGUGAGUAUUAAGUACUCACUGGAUUCAGUACAGUGAGUUUGUCAUUGUUUUCUUCUUUUUUUAUCUAAACAGAAAUAAUGAAGCUUCAAAAUUCAAUCACAUUUUGGAACAACCAGACCAGAAUCAUUAGCAGCUGUACAUUUCAAUUGGGUUUGGUCCAGUUUGGACUUUGGACUCUAUGCUGCAGAAUUAUGCAAAAAAAAAAAAAAAUGAAGACUGGGUGUUAGCACUUGUUGCUUGGCUUAUAGUUUUGGCCCUGUGAAGAAAGAGAAAAGGGCGUAAUCUUUACUGCAAUGUACUAUAUGAUGAGCAGAAUAAAACUGU
This is a messenger RNA of Fragaria vesca subsp. vesca, 1456 nucleotides long. Its product is annotated as ethylene-responsive transcription factor ERF034-like. The transcript has a single exon. Lineage: Eukaryota; Viridiplantae; Streptophyta; Magnoliopsida; Rosales; Rosaceae. The record is from RefSeq and is a predicted model, not a curated record. Gene Ontology annotation, biological process: regulation of DNA-templated transcription. Gene Ontology annotation, molecular function: DNA binding; DNA-binding transcription factor activity. Bases 300 to 1124 code for a protein of 274 amino acids.